AUGGAACUCAAUGAAGACCAUGGAAAGACAGAUGAGUACAGUAUGCGACUGGAGAGAUCGCCACCAUCUACGGUAUCGCUCGGAUCAACGUCCUCUCGGCCAGUUUAUGGAUUACAAGAGUAUCCCGCUUCUUCGGUUCACGACGUCCAUCGAAACAAAGACUCUGAAGAAAACGAUUAUGCCGAAACGUUAGCCAAUCACAUUAUUAAACAUUCAACAGCUCAUUUAAAAGUCAAUACCACAUCUAACUAUGCAGAGUGUCACAUCCUUCCAAUCGUUCCAAAUCCUAAUGAUGAUGACGACGAAUGCCAAGAAUGCAAGAUCUACAAGGAAAAGUUGGGAAAGCCAAAAGCAAGAAAAAAAACGAGCAGCUAUUUAUUGAAACAUCAAUCAGCUGUUGUCUAUGGCAGAAAUUUGAUCGAAAUCAGUCAAUUCAAUUAA
Messenger RNA from Necator americanus (New World hookworm), 441 nucleotides. RefSeq lists its product as uncharacterized. The transcript is spliced from 3 exons. Bases 1 to 441 code for a protein of 146 amino acids. The record is from RefSeq and is a predicted model, not a curated record. NCBI's taxonomy places the organism in Eukaryota, Metazoa, Nematoda, Chromadorea, Rhabditida, Ancylostomatidae.